Pieris macdunnoughi is the source of this 2091-nucleotide messenger RNA. NCBI's taxonomy places the organism in Eukaryota, Metazoa, Arthropoda, Insecta, Lepidoptera, Pieridae. The record is from the annotation of a GenBank genome assembly.
AUGAACUUCUAUUAUGCUUUUAUCGUAUGCGUCACUUAUCUUACCCAAGUUUCACAAUGUGAGAGAUUACAUGGACAGAUCUAUUCAUCGAUUGAGGGAAGUGCUGCUUGUUUUAGAAGACUAAAUGGCACACAUCAAAUGGGAUGUUCAUCCUCAGACGGUGGUGCUGUGGGUAUAGUGCAGAUGAUAAAAGAUGUUGAAGAUGCACAAUGGAUAAUUAAAAACUCAUCUUCUGGCCCUUAUGUUGCUGUGGUCAGCACAUCUCUAUUUCAAAGUGUUAUUAAUCUGUUAAUUGAUGACCCUAGUAAUGUAGCGGGUGUAUUGCUGUAUGAUAAUGGUACUAUGAGGCCAAGUUCAUUUAGUCAAGAAUCGAAAUGUCCAAACGAAUAUUCAGCCGCUCCAGGUAGUACCUGCUCAUCAUCCGGCGAAACUGUUUGGAACACAAAAGGAACGGGUUUAUUAAGAAAAGAUAUACCAUUUCCGAUAUUUUUUGUGCCAGACUCAAAGACAGAUGAGAUUGAGAAAAUUGAGAAAUGUUAUAAUAGAUAUAAUUUAGAUAAGAGCAAUCAAGUUGGCGUACCGCUUUGCUCAGUGCAGUUGCAUUCGUUCAUGUAUGCCGCGGUCAAUACAGCUGUGUGUUUGCGACGGUCCGCAUCAUCAGCGUUUUUGACUCCAACGAAAGUUUGUGAUCCACUCGGCGAUUAUAAUGUUUAUUAUUCGUUGUUCCCAAGGGCACAGGAAAAUGAGACUGAGAGAAGACCAGUUACCUUCGUAACAGCCAGAAUUGAUUCGGCUUCAUUAUUCGAUGGUGUAUCACCGGGUACGGCCAGCUCCGUUGUCGGAAUGGUAACUUUAAUAUCGACAGCGGCAACACUGUCCAAAAUGAUACCAGUUGCAGAUGAAAAAUUAUAUGCUAAUAAUAUUCUGUGGACAUUAUUUAACGGUGAAUCUUUUGACUACAUCGGCUCCCAACGGGUCGCAUACGACAUAAGCAGGGGAUCAUGGCCCCCAGUCAAUCCUCUGUCCCUCUCUGACAUUAAGCUGCAUGUGGAGAUAGGACAGUUGGGUGGGUCCCUGGACUUAUACAAGGAUAAUGUGUCGUGGCCCUUGUAUGCCUUCACUGGAAAUGUGCUCGCGCAAGAGAUCAUCGAAUUCUUGAAUGACAUGACCCAAACUGGCAAUCUUACAGUUUCCCCAAUUUUGACAACCAAUUUGCCGCCAUCUUCGCUGCAUUCGUUUAAAAGGAUUUUGAACGUCACAGACAUGCCAGAAUUGUUGUUGGUGGACCAUAGAGAAACAUUCACGAAUAUGUAUUAUGAAUCUGCGCUGGAUGUGUCUGAUACCAUAGAUUAUGUUUACCAUAAUCUAACUGUUGGGAGUGGGGGAGAAUUUAUACCAACAUCGGAGCUAUUGUCCAAAGGCAAUAUGACAGAUAAGGAACCGCAAGUUAAAAUAUCGCGUAUUGCGAAUGCGCUCGCGCAGACCCUUUAUAAGAGAGUCACGGGGAAACCGUUUGUGGGUGUCGUUGAUACAUCAGCACAUAUGGUAGAUGAAAUGUUACAAUGCUUUUUGGAAACUUCGUCUUGUCGGUUGCUUCAAGCAGCGGAUUUUAUGAGUGCAGAUCAGAAUAAGGCAGAUGGCCCCGCCUCUUUGUACGUGGGCGUGGCCACGUGGGCGAGUACGCCGGCCGUAUACGCGGGACAUUUACUGGCGCUACUGACUGGAGUGCAUUUGGAUAAUAAUAAGACUGUGUGCGAUGAGCUCAGUGAACCUGGUUUCUCAUAUUAUUAUUUAAGAGGAUGGAACAAUACUGGUGUUUGCAUUCAAACUACGAUGAAUUUCAGCCAAGCUGUCAGCCCUGCUUUUAUAAAAACAGAUUAUGAUUUUACGUCUAACGAAUUCUCGACAUGGACGGAGUCAGUCUGGCAAACAAUGUGGGCGCGCGUGUUUGUCACGGCUGGUGGGAGUGGUGCCAAACUUGCGGGCAUAACUGGGGCAAUGGCCACGAUUAUCGCCGCAUUUAUCACAUAUUGGCUUUCCGUUAAUUCGGCUGUGGUUUUCGCCUCAUCAAUAGAUGCACCUAAUCCGUAA